UCUUGUGGCUUCGCUUGUUGACGUUGCUUUGCGUAGAAAUUUGAGGUUAAAAUAAGUAAUUCUAUAGUAAAUAAUAAGUAAAGUGUUCUUGAUUAGCAGAAAAUGGCAGAUGUAUUAGAUAUUAAUGAUGCUGUAGAUAUAGAUGUUGAUGAUGAAGGGGAGCAAAGUGUUUUGCGUCUUAAAGACAAAGUCAUUAAACGGAAAGGAAGAGGUUUUGGCCCCGGCGAAUCCAGAGAGCAUGAAAAAAUACGUGGAUACGAGUCUAUUGAUACUGGUGACCACGGUGAUGAGCCAGGUCCUCAAAAAUCAGUAGAGGGAUGGAUUUUAUUUGUGACAUCAGUACAUGAAGAAGCUAACGAGGAUGACCUUAAUGAAAAAUUCUCUGAAUUUGGAACAAUUAAAAACAUUAGCAUAAAUUUAGAUAGAAGAACAGGAUUUUUAAAAGGUUAUGCAUUAAUUGAAUAUGGAACUUAUGAGGAGGCGUCAGCUGCUAGAGAGGCAUUAAAUGGAUCUUCUAUGUUGGGUCAAACUAUAGGUGUGGAUUGGUGUUUUGUAAAAGGUCCCAAGAAAUCAAAGAAGCGUAGUAAGAGACAUUAAUCUCUAAAUUUUUUUGUAUUAAAUGUACAUAAUUUAAGAUGUACGAUAUUUAUUUAUGAAGAAAAUAUAUUUGUAGUUCUU
Anoplophora glabripennis (Asian longhorned beetle) is the source of this 678-nucleotide messenger RNA. RefSeq names its product RNA-binding protein 8A (gene tsu). NCBI's taxonomy places the organism in Eukaryota, Metazoa, Arthropoda, Insecta, Coleoptera, Cerambycidae. The record is from RefSeq and is a predicted model, not a curated record. Gene Ontology annotation, cellular component: nucleus; exon-exon junction complex; cytoplasm. Gene Ontology annotation, molecular function: mRNA binding. Gene Ontology annotation, biological process: RNA splicing. The transcript has a single exon. The coding region runs from base 103 to 597 and encodes 164 amino acids.